AUGGAAGCACUUCCAUCUGAAGAAAAUUACAGGAAACUUAGUCAAAUUUACAUGGAUCAGAGACCUACAAUAGAAGAGUUGAUGAAUGAUGAAAAGAUUCAAAGGAUUGAUGAGGAAAAAGCUGAGGUGAAGCCAGCACUAACAGGAAAAGUUGUAAAGUUUGGGUGGAUCGAAGGUGUAUUCAUGAGAUGUCUUUUGAAUAUCUGGGGGGUUAUGCUGUUUCUUCGUCUCUCUUGGGUAGUUGGACAAGCUGGUUUAAUUCAAGGACUUCUGAUUUUGACCCUUUGNAACAACCAAAAUAUCCACUCAAUACAAGAGUACUUUCAAACUCUUGUCUUUGCCUUUGAAAACAAAAUGGCAGUAGGAAUCUUGAGACUUCCAAAUGGAAAUGAUUACUCCUCUUACAUUGCAACUGAAGAAACCACCAUUGAAGAGGUUGAAGCCAACAAAAAAGGAAAAAAAGACAAAAAGGUUACUGCUGUAUUUAGAGGAAAAGAUGGAAAAGUUCUUCCCAAACAAAUUGUGGAUGAUAUUACACAAUUCAGAACUAAAAAGAGGGAAGGAUUUAUAGAUGUCUGGUGGCUAUAUGAUGAUGGAGGAUUAACAUUGCUACUUCCUUAUAUUCUGCAGACCAGAAAACAAUUCAGAGAUUGCAAGCUUAGAGUGUUCCUACUGUCUAAUAAAGCAGAGGACUUUGACAGUGAAACCCGAUCUCUUGCCAAUCUUCUUGCCAAGUUUAGAAUAAGUUUCUCUGAAGUUCUGGUAAUACCUGACAUCACAAAGAAGGCUAAACCUGAAACAAAAGCAGAAUUUGAGGAGAUUGUUUCUAAGUAUCCUAAAGAUUCUGUUGACAUGUCCGAACUGAAUGCAAAUGCUGAGAGGACCAACCGACAUCUCAGAACAGCAGAAUUGUUGAGAGAGAAAUCUGCAAACUCUGAGUUGAUAGUAUUAACUCUUCCUUUGCCAAGAAUUGGCAGCUCUCCUUCCUUGUACAUGGCUUGGCUGGAUGUUAUGACUAAAGGUCUUCCUCCUGUUCUUCUUACAAGAGGGAAUCAAAUUCCUGUACUCACCUUUUACUCAUAAAAUAUUACUCUGGCUUAUUUCAUAAACUUACUUGUGAAGAUUUAUCAAACCUAUCGAGUGUUUUUGUAAUUUAAUGAAAGAAAUACUUAUGUAUA
Eurytemora carolleeae is the source of this 1178-nucleotide messenger RNA. RefSeq names its product bumetanide-sensitive sodium-(potassium)-chloride cotransporter-like. Gene Ontology annotation, cellular component: membrane. Gene Ontology annotation, molecular function: sodium:potassium:chloride symporter activity. The record is from RefSeq and is a predicted model, not a curated record. The transcript has a single exon. Lineage: Eukaryota; Metazoa; Arthropoda; Copepoda; Calanoida; Temoridae. Gene Ontology annotation, biological process: chloride transmembrane transport; potassium ion homeostasis; chloride ion homeostasis. Bases 1 to 1083 code for a protein of 360 amino acids.